This is a messenger RNA of Impatiens glandulifera, 742 nucleotides long. RefSeq names its product universal stress protein PHOS32. The record is from RefSeq and is a predicted model, not a curated record. The transcript is spliced from 4 exons. Lineage: Eukaryota; Viridiplantae; Streptophyta; Magnoliopsida; Ericales; Balsaminaceae. Bases 40 to 528 code for a protein of 162 amino acids.
ACAAUCUAAAUAAUCAAAUCAAACUAUCUAGAGACAUCCAUGGGGAAAGAAAGAAACAUUGGCAUAGCCAUGGAUUACUCAUCAAACAGCAAAGUUGCUCUAAAAUGGGCAAUUGACAAUCUUAUUGAAUCAAAUUCUGGGGAUAUUCUAAUCAUCAUUCAUGUUCUUUCUCCAAAAUCUGAUCAAACCACAAAUAAACAGCUUUUUGAAGACACUGGAUCUCCUUUGAUCCCUUUAGAGGAAUUUAAAGAUAUUAAUGUGACAAAGCAAUAUGGGUUGAUCCAAGAUCCAGAAGUUGUUAAUAUUCUAGAUAUGGCCUCAAAGACUAAUGGGACAAAAGUGCUGAUUAAGGUUUAUUGGGGAGAUCCAAGAGAGAAGAUUUGUGGUGCUGUUGAUGAUCUCAAACUUAAUUCUCUUGUUCUUGGAAGUAGAGGUUUGGGUGCUAUUAAAAGGGUAUUGCUUGGGAGUGUAAGCAAUUAUGUGGUGCAAAAUGCAACAUGUCCUGUUACUGUGGUGAAAGGGAAGUGAUAAUCAUUUGAAAGUUUAUUUUGUCAUUGUAUGUAUGGGAUUAAUUAAUUAAAGCUUAAUUACCAGAUUAAGUCUUUAAUCACAAGUGUGUUAUUAUUAUUUUUGAUUUGUGUGGUGGAUUAAUCACCUAGAGUGUAUGCAAUUUGUAAUUGAAUCUAUUGUGUGUUUGAGACAUUUUGGAUAUAUGACAGUAGUAGACGCAUGGCUUAAUUGU